Messenger RNA from Nezara viridula (southern green stink bug), 672 nucleotides. The record is from the annotation of a GenBank genome assembly. NCBI's taxonomy places the organism in Eukaryota, Metazoa, Arthropoda, Insecta, Hemiptera, Pentatomidae.
AUGAGUGAAUUGAAAGGACAAACUGUACCAAAGAGGGACCAGUCAAAAUCGAGGGAGAAGAGAAAAGACAGCCAUUUGGAUAUUGGUCAUGAAACUAACAAUGAGAGGCCCAAAUCUCCAAGGGAUAGAGCCAAACCUGUGGUGAUAUCACAUAGUGAUCAACAAGGGCCACCUCUGGAUUUUUCUUUUAAAAAUAUUGAGACAAUUGAGGCUUUGAAAACAGAAAAACCUAGAAAAGGUAACAAAAACUAUAAAAAAACAAAGGAUGGAAAAUACUCCUGUUCUUCUCUGAGGCUAAAUAACAACUAUCUUGAAAACAUAAGUGGAAUUCAUUCAGUAUGUCUUGAAAUACUUGAAGCACCAGAGAAGCUGACCUGGCUUGACCUUUCUUUUAAUCGCUUAACCUCAAUCCCAGCUGAGAUAUCAACACUUUGCUCUCUGAAAAUCAUAUAUCUUCAUGGAAACCAUCUUGUAGACCUACCAGCAGUUUUGCGACCGCUAAAGAUGCUGGAUGGGCUCUAUUCGCUAACACUUCAUGGGAAUCCUGUUGAGGAGAGAGAAAAUUAUAGGUACAAAAUUAUGGCUCAUCUUCCUCAUUUGAAAACACUUGACUUCAAUAAAAUAACUCUUGCAGACCGUAAGAAAGCUGAAGGCAUGAAGAAAAAACAUUAA